Messenger RNA from Venturia canescens, 3608 nucleotides. RefSeq lists its product as uncharacterized. The transcript has a single exon. Lineage: Eukaryota; Metazoa; Arthropoda; Insecta; Hymenoptera; Ichneumonidae. The record is from RefSeq and is marked provisional. Bases 864 to 2915 code for a protein of 683 amino acids.
CCACAAUUGAUAAAAAACGUAAUAUUCUUUUAAGCCGGAUGGACAAAAAUGGUGGAAAGUACGAUUACGGUCGUUACGACGUGAUGAAAAAUAAUACCGGGACUAUUCUAAUGUCUCGUUUAAGGUCACACAUCACUGCAAUCAUAAUUUGGAGGAAAUCUCAUAUAAUUUGCAUCUCAUUAGGAAGACUGUUAUGGGUUAAGUGUAAAGUUCGAUUCACUGGCCCAUUCUUUUAUGGGAUUAUUUAAAUAAUCUAUCUACUUACCCGUAGUGUCUUAGUUAUAUUCGUAAUGUUUUAUUUGAUUUAAAACACCACUACUUUUGCAAUCUCCGUUAUUUACAACAGACCUACUUAAUGGUUGUGAAUUGAAGGGAAAUCGUGUGAAGAUAUUCCUCGCUUAUACAUAUAUGUAUGCAGUAUUCCGUCAUAAAAUCACGCGCACGAAAAGUAACCUAUCAAAUGAGAACGAACCAAGCAUAAUAUUUGCGCAUGAGCAGAACACGUAUUCGAUAAAAUUCAACAAUAUCGCAGGCUCAGAGGAUGUUCAUGCUCGUUUGAAUUGUACAAAAGUAUUGAGUAGUUUUAAUAAUUGCUAGAUAUAAUAGAUAAAGUGCCUGAGAUUUUAUCAUAUUUAUUGAAUUAUUCACUGUAUAAAGGCAUAAGUCAAUAUGAAAUGAUCGUAGUUGUGCUGACCAGUUUGAUUCCAUAAUUCCAACACUGUGCCGCUACUAUCGCUGAAGUGUUUAUCGAAAGUUCCAGUUUUCGUAAUCAACCAUUGCUCGUUAUAAGUGUCCGCUUAUUCGGAAAAAACAAAGUGAAAAUUGGAGCUGCCUCGUGAACGAGAUAAAUAGUGUAUCUAAAAAUGGAUUUGUUCUUCACUAUUUUCAUCGUGUUAUUAAUAAUAUUACUUUUAAUUGCCUACAUGUUAAACCGUGUCCCACGAACGCACGAUUUGAUACAACUAUUGGACUUGGUGCGAGAAGAAAAACCGAUGGCCACCGCGUUUUCGUUGGGCAGUGUGCGUUACACGUCUAAGAAAAAUCGCUAUCUCAAUAUUUACUGGGACGGGGACAAAAUCACGCAGAAACUUCAAACACGGCCGGUGAAUUCAGAUGGUAGUUAUGUCUUCAGAACCAAUCAUGGUCGCAUCAUUGAGUAUUCCGAUGGAUUUACCAUCACCGGUAUGGAAAAGGUUUUCUUUAAAUGUCCGGCGGGUUAUAAAAACUUCAAUUGUCAGCUGGAGUCACCCUGCACUAUGGAAGAGCAUAAAAACGAGGCUUCGAAAGGCCUGACUUACACGAUGUUCAACGCACUCGAUGUCUAUCAACACAGUUUAAUGGAUGUUCCGGUGAACAGUGACAAGGACGUCUCAUCUCUAGAAAAGCAUCCUCGUAUACGCAUUCAAUGCUUGAAAGAUGGAAACUAUGAGCUCGUAACGUGUCCCAAUAAUAAAGUGCUGGACCCAGUUUCGUUGAAAUGCCAACCCUAUGAUAUUUGUGAGGAUCGCAUUAAUGGGUAUAAGCACAAUUAUUCUAAGGAUGGCAAAGAAUUGGAGCCGGGGCAUUACCUGAUCUGUGAGGAAAAUGUGGGGAAGGAUAUGGAAUGUGCAAAAAAUACCUCAUUCAGUAUGUCACAGCAGGGCUGUAUAACGCAAUCCAAAUGUUACGGUCGUGGCUCCGAUCAAAUCUGGGAGAAAUCUGAUACAUUCAUUCAGUGUAAGAAUGAUAGAGAAUUUAGGAAGUAUUGCGAACAUGGCAUAGAUAUGGAUGAUAAUGGAAUUAUGAACUGUCACAAAAUAAAUUGUUUCCCAAAUGAAAUAGAAGAGGAAUCGAAGUUACUCGAGUACUACACAAAAGGCAAAAAAUGCACUAAUGAUGAUCGCCCUAUCCGCGUGAUCUGUACGAAGAAAAAAGUGAAUAAAAUUUACCAGCACGAAUGGAUCGAAAAAUUCAAAAUCGUCGUGGAAGGUUGGCCAGAUCGCAUUAUGAAUAAAACAACCUACGAAUGUAUGACACCGGAUGAUUCAAUUUACAAGAAGGAUGCAACCGAACUGGUGAGGUACACAGAUAUCAUGAGUCAAAGCUAUCCAUACGAUUUAAAACGCGAAACCUUCAAGUGCAAGACCCGUUACGUGUGGGAUUAUAAGAUUGGCAAAAUUUUCGAGACGUUGACAAGGAAAGACGCCGGCGACAUCAUAUUGGACAGUGCAUCACCAUGUCAAUAUAAAAUAUAUGAGAAACCAGAUCGAAUACCAAUUUGGGGAUUUGGUGAACGGUUCCCAAUAAAAACGUCAGGAAAAGCUCCUGCAGUGUAUCGAGUAUCGUUCAUUCAGGAAAAAACUUUUGAUAUACCGUAUCGCAUGUGGCCUACGUAUAAUUGGAAAACUAAGGUGUAUUAUGCUACGACAGUGUGCUAUGAUUUUACAAAUCGUAAAUUUGUAUGCGACACGUUCACCGACAUAGUACCUCCGGUUGGAUUCGCCCUGGCUGAUUCGGCUACAAAAAAAGACCAGCAACUGUACUUAAGAGGCUAUCCGGACUUCCCAAAAAAGAACGAGCAUAACGAUUACAUGUGGUACUUUAUUGCAUCGGGUGAAACCGAACCGGUAAGAUUUCGACCAUCUGCCAAGAGGGAAACAACACGAUAUGCUUGUCCUCAAUCGAUUGACACCACCUCAAUGAAGAAUGGCACAACGGCAUUCGUUUUUAUUAUGUGGGACAAUAUCCUCGGGUCCAAUUUCGUUGAGCUAACGCCCGGAUUUAUUAUAAAACGCCGUGAAAUAAUAGUAUCGGGUAAAUCUGCUUCAAUAAGCUUCCAACCAGUGAUGAUUGAAAAACUCAAAACUAAAACCACUCUGAAAUAUAUGAAUUUGUCGAUCACGUUGCCUAGGGAUGGCGUCUUAAAGUUUCCGUAGGUCCACCAAUCGAUGACCUCGAUCUCGGACAUUUAUACACGAGAGAUACGCAGCGAUUGACGAGUUAAUCUACUUUUUUUCGUCUGAAAAUGUUACUAUUAUUAAGUCGAAAAAAAACUAAAGAUGAGAGAGAUUCUUCUCGAAAAUUAACCGUUUAGCUCUUUUUCCAACAGAUUUCUUUUACAUAAGGAAAACAAACACGAGUAUAGGAGCGAGUAAAAAACAUUUUGUAUGUACCAGCCUUAGUGUUCUAUUGUGUAUGUGUGUGUGUGUGCGCGCACGCGUGUUUUCAAGUCUAUUCUCCAUUCCUUUUAUUCGAGCUCCGAGCUAGACGAAAUCAUUUUUUCGUCCAUUUGCUCGCUAUUUUUUUUGUUGACUUACGUGAACUAAUUGACACCCAUAAAAUCGUACUCUUCCUAGAAUUAUGCGACUUGGAUUUUCUCCGAUCCUCUUCGAUUAUUCGCAUCACCGAAGCCAUAAAACAUUUUUGCUGUAAUGAUUGAUUCACCAUCAAGCCUGGUGUUUUUCAUUACUUAUGACUUUUGCUAUUUCCCCCUUCCCAACGGUUCGUAGCAUAUUCGUAACAAUAAUAUGAGUUACUAUUUCCUAUUUGUAUGAAAAAACAUAAGUUUUCUAAGACGAUAUUUUCACUGUAUUAUUUAUUAAUGAUUCAAUAAAGAAUUAUUGCCAAGA